Lingula anatina is the source of this 1135-nucleotide messenger RNA. Its product is annotated as S-acyl fatty acid synthase thioesterase, medium chain-like. Gene Ontology annotation, biological process: lipid biosynthetic process. NCBI's taxonomy places the organism in Eukaryota, Metazoa, Brachiopoda, Lingulata, Lingulida, Lingulidae. The record is from RefSeq and is a predicted model, not a curated record.
UAUUGUAAUUUUUCAUGCUCAGGAUAUUUUCCCAGGGUCAUCCAAGGUGAACAUUUAUAUGAAGGCUUUCAGGCGUGGACUCACCAUGGCUGAAAAGUUGCUGAAUUGUCGACAGAAGCGUCCCUCCGCCAAGUACGUUCUUGUUUGUUUCCCCUGGGCAGGAGGUGGCUCAAACUGGUAUGGAAGAUGGGCACAGCUACUGCCAGAAACCAUAGAAGUUUGCGCUAUAAGAUUGCCAGGAAGAGAGAACAGAUUUCAAGAGCCAUGUUACAAAGACCCGGAUACUUAUAUCCAAGAUGUCACAGCUGCUGUGUAUAAAUAUGUCUCUGCUCACGGAACAGCACUGGCUAUAUGGGGACACAGCCUGGGAUCUUAUAUGGGAUAUGAGGUGGCUAAACAGCUCCAGGAGAAGCAUGGGCUAGACCCCGUUCAUCUUUUCUUCUCAGGGGCCUCUGCCCCACAUUCAGAGAAACGUAAACUAAACCAGGUAAAGACUGCAGGAAUGAGUGACGAGGAAUUCGUAGAAAAUAUGAGACGUUUGGGAGGAACACCAAGAGAGAUCCUUGAUGACAAAGAAAUGAUGAAACUUUUCCUUCCUUCACUGAGAGCAGACUUCUGCAUAUUGGAGAAUUACUGGAGCAACUAUGACAAGACUCAAGUGAAACCCUUUUCCUGCCCAAUCAGUGUGUUUGAUGGCUCCGAAGACAGGCCUCAUGAUUUAGAAGCUUGGUCAGAUUUGAGCGAUGGACCCUUUCAUAAAAUGAUGCUAAAAGGAGGGCAUUUCUAUCUGACAGAAGAGGCAAAUACCAGGACUAUUACAGAAUACAUUGCAGCCAUUUUGACAUAACAGAAAGUCGUGUUAAUUUUUCCAAAUUGGCCUUAUUAGGGACCAUCCCCAUACCCUAUCAUACCAACAGGAUCGUUCUAUCGUUCUAUCAAGGCGUUUCUCACUAAACAUUUAGCUUAAAUGUGCAUGAAAGUUAAUUACCCCCUAGCAGCUUCAGUGGGCAUGACAGAUAUUUAAGUCGCUAAAUCUGAAUGCAAUUUAACGAGAAUCCAGAGUUAGAUCGAAACUGCUAGUACGAUGGGUUUAUGGGAACCCAGUCUCGGUUUAUCAAAUGAACAAUUAGUGCAA